ACGCAACUAACGGGGCGCUCGUCCCCUCAGGGUUUCGACCGCCACCGUCUCCAGGACUGACGGUCGACGCAAGAAUGGCCGACACCGAAUUUGAGCAGUUUCGACAAUAUUUCGAAAGAGUCCCCCAACAUCUCAAGGCCCCCAUCUCCAAUUACAGACUCGUUCAUGAUGUUAUGGUCGAUGAUUCGCCAACGUCGUCACAAGGAAGUGACACAGACGUUGGGAGAUCUUGCAGAGAUGUUGUGGACUCUGAGGAUGAGGACGUGGGCAUUCACAGGCACGAAGUUCAAAGUGGACGCAGUUCACCAGAAAGUGAAGUCGAGUUUGAACAUCGCUGUUCGAUCGUAGCUGAUAGUGACUUCAGCUUGUUCGAUCCGCCGAGCAGUAGGGGUCGGUCAUCAUUCUACGGCUCAGGACCUGGAGGAGGUCUCAGGACCGGAAGUGAAGGUCGGGACAGUGCCGUAAGCGAUGUGGGUGACUCUUGUUCCUCUUUGAGUUCCUGGACGACUCCUGAGCAUCGACCUUCCAGUGGAGGAAUGGAACGAAAGCGCAGAAGACUUCCGGAAAUUCCCAAGAACAAGAAAAGUUUUGCAAACUCGGGUCAAAUGUCUUUGGCUGAAGAGUUGGGUGCUGCAGCCGCUGCUGCAGCCGCGAAUUCUGGUUCCGGAAGACACCACCUGACUUUGAGGAAGUGUCAUCCAAGAUUACGCCAUGAGGACAGUUCUCCUGAUAGCGAGAGAAUGGCCACUGAUAGUGGUCACUCCACUGCUCAUUCACCGGAUAAUGGGCCCAAAAGUGUAUCACCUAUUCCUUGCAGCUCUCUCCAAAAUGUUGGCUCUGUCUCACCUGAUAGCACUCCUGAUGGUUUAUUUAUGCUAUCAGGAAGCAGUGGUGUACCAUUUACACAACUGGAAUUGCUUGAGGCAACUCACAGGGGAUUACAUAAAUUUAUUCCUCGUCACCACGACGAAAUUGAUCUUGAAAUCGGUGAUCCCAUAUACGUUCAGAAGGAAGCUGAUGACCUCUGGUGUGAAGGUGUAAAUCUCAGAACGGGACGUCAGGGAAUUUUUCCUUCUGCAUACGCAGUGGACAUGGAUUACAGUGAUUUUGAUCCUUCUGCCCCAAAGGUGAAAAGAGAGCGAUAUCUCUUGGGAUAUUUGGGCUCUGUUGAGACUUUGUCUCAUAAGGGAACAAGCGUUGUUUGUCAAGCGGUGCGUAGAAUCGUUGGCAACACAUCACAAUCUUCCCCUAAUUCUCAAAGCUGCAUUCUUGAGGUUUCGGAUCAGGGCCUCCGGAUGGUGGACAGGAGCAAACCGCCAAAAAAUCGGGGCCCUUGUCACGAUUAUUUCUACUCGUUAAAGAACGUCUCUUUUUGUGCAUUUCAUCCUCACGAUCAUCGUUACCUUGGCUUUAUCACGAAGCAUCCAACUUUGCAAAGGUUUGCUUGUCACGUCUUUAUUGGUCAAGAAUCUACAAGACCAGUUGCUGAAGCCGUUGGACGAGCCUUUCACCGAUUCUACACCAAAUUCAUUGAGACUGCUUUCCCAGUAGAAGAUAUCUAUAUUGAAUAAAAUAAGAAGCCUAGUUUUGAAGUAGUAUUCGCGAUUGGAGAAGAGACGAAAAUAUCGUCGUUAUUUAAAUCCCCAUGUAAAUAUUCCCUCACUUGUAGAUAUGAAGUAUUAAACGUGAAUUAAAAUGGCGAAUGUAUCCUGAGAAUCUAAGAUUGUAAUUAUGACGGGACCGACAGUGCAAUCCAGAUUACUUUAAGAUUAUUAAUAAUUUAUAUUAUUUUUCUUAUGCAUUUUUUUAUCAAUGAUAUCUCGUGCGUGUAGAGUUUCUCAAUUUUUGUUCUUAUCGACUGUACGUGCAUACGAAUUAUUUUCUAUUCUUUUGCGUGGGCAGUUGAUUUAAAUAAGAUCUCAAAACGGCUGCUGACGCUUUAUGUCGCCUGAUCGGUUGAGAUUUGUAUAUUUUUAUAUUAU
Belonocnema kinseyi is the source of this 1982-nucleotide messenger RNA. RefSeq names its product JNK-interacting protein 1 (gene Aplip1). The coding region runs from base 75 to 1571 and encodes 498 amino acids. Lineage: Eukaryota; Metazoa; Arthropoda; Insecta; Hymenoptera; Cynipidae. The record is from RefSeq and is a predicted model, not a curated record. Gene Ontology annotation, cellular component: cytoplasm. Gene Ontology annotation, biological process: regulation of JNK cascade. Gene Ontology annotation, molecular function: protein binding. The transcript is spliced from 8 exons.